Messenger RNA from Gossypium raimondii (Peruvian cotton), 1556 nucleotides. RefSeq lists its product as uncharacterized. The transcript has 4 exons. NCBI's taxonomy places the organism in Eukaryota, Viridiplantae, Streptophyta, Magnoliopsida, Malvales, Malvaceae. Bases 268 to 1440 code for a protein of 390 amino acids. The record is from RefSeq and is a predicted model, not a curated record.
UGUUAGGGUGUGCUCGCUCGCGCUCGUUGCGAGAAAGUUAUGUUGAAGUUGAAUAUGCUCGCGCCCGUCGCGAGAAAGUUAUGUCGAAUGCGCGCGCCUGAAAAUAUGAGUAGCAACAUUUCUCGUCCAUCAACAUUGUUUUUUUCAUAUUGUAUUGUUUGGCAGUCUCUAUAAACCUCGAUUUUCAUCUCCUUCGACUCACUACUGCAUUCUCUUUCUCUUGCAAUAAUCAAGCAAUUUUUGCCCAGAUUUUAGUUUGAACCAUCGAUGGCGGAAAAAGCUGGGCUUACCUUGGGCGACAAAUGGAGCUCCCUUAUUCUCUCUGAAAUGUUGCAGCUUGUCAAAGAUGACCUCGACGACCUCAGAAUCACCGUCUCUGCAAUCAUAGUUAUGCUUCCUGACGCCGAAGAGCGAUCUGCGACCAGCAAUUUCACAGCUUGGCUUGAAAAGCUGAAAGAUGCACUUUACGAUGCCGAUGACUUGCUCGAUGAGUUAUCUUUCGAUGUUUUGAGAAGGCUUCUCUUUCCAUGGUCAAGGGCAAACAAUUAUGUUUAUCUUCCCAAAAUGAGCUCUCAAAUUCAGGUCAUUAAGAACAGGUCAACUUCCCCUGAACGGAUGUUUGACAUGUUAAACUUUUUCGAUCACUUCCUAGUUAAAAUCCAUUUAAUGGCUGCAAAGAGCACAACUUUGGUAGCAGGUUGUCCGACUAGAAUGAAGACGACGGAAAAGAUACAUGAAACCUAUCCGAACAAGAAGAUGGGUUAUGGCGUGGCAGAACUCGAGCAUCAGUCUAUGUCGAAUGGAAGCAAGAAAAGAAAUCUGAACUUUGUUUCCGAUGACUUAUUGAGACAAGAAAGAAAAGGAAUAAGGAAACCGAGCAGGGAGCUCCGGUACCGACUAGAAUCAUUAACAAAAAAUGCAGAAGAGUUUAUCAAGUCAUCCGUGCCAGAAAUAGCGGAAACUUACGAUGAUCCAACCAAAAGAGGGAUAGAUAAUGUAAAAGUUACUGCAGCCAAUGAUCCAACACGUGAAGGAGUACAAUCUGAAUUCCGUGAUUUGGAGAACCAACUUUAUGACAAAGGCAACGACAAAGUGGAAUGCAAAGAUUUCCCAGGCUUGGAACAGGCAUUGAAGAACACUGCUUGGGGGGAAAUUCCAGAGUACCUCGAAUCUAUUGCAAUCCAAAUCGAAAAAGAUCGUGGAAAGACUACUGAUGUUUUUCAUGUCGCCAUUCAAAUUCUGGUCUGCGCUGCGAUCAAAGAGAUGAAAGAUUUCUCGGUUGGGGAUUUGGAUUGGGAUACCUUGAAAAAGUGGGGCGCCACACUUAAUUACGCUGAGAAAUUUGGUUUUCAAGUGAGAUUUGCUGAUAAUCUGUUGAAGAAGAAUUUGCUAGCCUAUUUUGCUGCUCAAAAUCUUCCCAAAUCGACUGCAAAAAAAUAGCUAUGCAAAGGCAAUUGGUUGUGUUGUUGGCUUGCUGCUAUGUCUACAAUGGUAUCGGCUUUAAUGUGUUUGUCCUCAGACUUUGGAUUUCUAUAUGAAGUUUAUUUUGCACCAAA